AAAAUAUCACUUGAUAUAUUUGUAUGCAUAACCGUGAGGAAAAAAGAGAGUCGAAGAUAUGGCUUUCCCGUUGUGUGCUUCGUCUGUCCAAGUUCUACACCUUUUCCCGCUACCUAAUCUCAUACCAGGGAAGUGGCAAAAUUGCAGAUCAAAAACUGUAAAUUCUUAUUUAUUGCACAAUAUAUUUCCUACUUCUAAGAAAAACACUUUGGUAUCGAAUUGUUGUUUGAAAAUGGGUUCAAAUAAUAAGUCGAAUGGAGAUUCGAAGUUGGUUUGGAUAUGGACAGAGAAUAAGCAAGUUAUGACAACUGCGGUCGAAAGAGGAUGGAGCACCUUCAUUUUUGACGCCAAUUCUGCAGACCUUGCUAAAGAUUGGUCUUCAAUUGCAUUGAUAAAUCCUCUGUAUCUCAAAGACGGAGCACUGUUAGACACGGAGAAUAGAAGUGUAGCCUCAUUCUUUCAGAUAUCAUCUCCUCAACAGUUAGAACAGAUGCUUCUCAUAAAUGAUUCCGAGAACACUGUCAUUCAUUUACUAGAUUGGCAGGUGAUACCUGCAGAAAAUAUCAUUGCUGCUAUUCAAGGAAAUGACAAGAGAGUUUUAGCUGUUGCUGAAACUGCCAUGGAGGCUCAAAAUUUCCUAGAGGCUCUAGAACAUGGUCUGGGUGGUGUUGUCUUAAAAGUUCAGGAUAUUGAUCCAGUUCUCAAAUUGAAGGAAUAUCUUGACAGGAGGAUUGAAACCAAAAAUUGUUUGACAUUGACAAAAGCAACUGUAAAUCAAAUACAUAUGGCUGGAAUGGGGGAUCGUGUUUGUGUGGAUCUCUGUAGUCUUAUGAAGCCUGGAGAAGGACUUCUGGUGGGUUCCUUUGCUCGAGGACUUUUUCUUGUUCACUCGGAGUGCCUGGAGACUGAUUACAUUGCUAGUCGACCAUUUCGAGUUAACGCGGGACCUGUACAUUCAUAUGUUGCUAUCCCUGGUGGAAAGACUUGCUACCUGUCCGAGCUAAAAGCAGGGAAAGAGGUGCUUGUGGUUGACCAGAAUGGACAGCAAAGAACUGCAAUUGUGGGCCGUGUUAAAAUAGAAACCAGACCAUUGGUUAUUGUAGAGGCAAAGGGUAGUUCAUCUGAUCAGAGUUCUUACAGUAUACUCCUACAGAAUGCAGAAACAGUUGGAUUCGUUUCCCCUCCCGAAGAACAUGGUACUCAAAGGGCUGCAGUUCCAGUAACUUCACUGAAAGCUGGUGAUGAAGUUUUGCUGAGAGUGCAAGGCGGAGCUCGCCACACUGGGAUAGAGAUUCAGGAAUUUAUUGUUGAAAAGUAAAGAUGCUGAUGAACUCCUUCCGUAGUUUCGGUCUCUUGUUCGAAAGUUUCCAGAUAUGUUCGAAUUUUGGUGAUAAAUGAUUUAAUUCUGCAGGAGCGUUCUAUUUCAGUGAUCUAUCCCUUGUCUAUUAAUAUGGGUUCAGGCAUAUUAAUCUCCCUUUGGCUUUUCAGGGAUUAUAAUGCACAACAUGGCAAUUUUUUUGUUCCACUAUAACCUUUGGCCGUUAGAUUUGACGGAAAAUAUUCCAUGUAAAAACAUUUUCCAAGUACAUUUAUUUCAUGGCUUGUGGUAAAUCUCAUUAGACUGUAUCUUGAUUUUAUUGUAAACCUUUACCACAAAUACAAAAGGCAAUCUAGAUUUUAGAAUAAAUCUA
Molecule: messenger RNA, 1691 nt
Organism: Beta vulgaris subsp. vulgaris (sugar beet)
Lineage: Eukaryota; Viridiplantae; Streptophyta; Magnoliopsida; Caryophyllales; Amaranthaceae
Exons: 10
Coding region: 59-1318 (419 amino acids)
Biological process (GO): aromatic amino acid biosynthetic process
Molecular function (GO): oxidoreductase activity; 3-dehydroquinate synthase activity
Source: RefSeq, a predicted model, not a curated record